Molecule: messenger RNA, 1002 nt
Organism: Carlito syrichta (Philippine tarsier)
Lineage: Eukaryota; Metazoa; Chordata; Mammalia; Primates; Tarsiidae
Gene: XCR1
Product: X-C motif chemokine receptor 1
Exons: 1
Coding region: 1-1002 (333 amino acids)
Biological process (GO): immune response; chemotaxis; G protein-coupled receptor signaling pathway
Cellular component (GO): membrane
Molecular function (GO): chemokine receptor activity
Source: RefSeq, a predicted model, not a curated record
AUGGAGUCCUCAGGCUUCUCAGAGUCCACCACCACUUUUGAUUAUGAUCUUUAUAGCCUUGAAUGUGAGAACAAGACCUUUGUCUUUGCCACCUUCACUGCCACCAUCCUGUACUCCUUGGUGUUUCUCCUCAGCCUGGUAGGCAACAGCCUGGUGCUGUGGGUCCUGGUGAAGUAUGAGAGCCUGGAGUCCCUGACCAACAUCUUCAUCCUCAACCUGUGCCUCUCAGACCUGAUGUUCUCUUGCUUGCUGCCGGUGUGGAUCUCAGCCUUCCACUGGGGCUGGGUGCUGGGGGACUUCCUCUGCAAGCUCCUCAGCAUGAUCUUCUCCAUCAGCCUCUAUAGCAGUAUCUUCUUCCUGACCGUCAUGACCAUCCACCGCUACCUGUCUGUGGUGAGCCCCCUCUCCACCUUGCGUGUGCCCACCCUCCGCUGCCGUGUGCUCAUGACUACAGCUGUGUGGGCAGCCAGCAUCCUGUCCUCCAUCCCCGAUGCCAUCUUCCACCAGGUGCUUCCCGGGGGCUGUAAGUACUUUGAGCUCAAGGCGUUCCUUGCCUCAGUCUACCAGCACAAUACCUUCUUCCUGCUCUCAGUAGGGAUCAUCCUGUUCUGCUAUGUGGAGAUUCUCAGGAAACUGGUCCGCUCCCGCUCCAGGCGACGCCACCGCACAAUCAGGCUCAUCCUCACUAUUGUGACUGUGUACUUCCUCAGCUGGGCCCCCUACAACCUCCUCCUGUUUCUGCAGACACUGCUGAAGUCUAGGGUCAUCCAGAGCUGCGAGACCCACCAGCGGCUGGAGUAUGCCCUGGCCAUCUGCCAAAAGAUCGCCUACUCCCACUGCUGCUUCAACCCGGUGCUCUACGUCUUUGUGGGGGUCAAGUUCCGCACGCACCUCAAAAAUCUUCUCCUCCGUCUUUGGUCCGGCCGGCCACAGGCACCCGGCCCUGCCCCAUGCCUCCAUUCCCCUGGAGCCUUCACCUACGAGGGUGCCUCCUUCUUCUGA